Messenger RNA from Xyrichtys novacula (pearly razorfish), 1199 nucleotides. The record is from the annotation of a GenBank genome assembly. Lineage: Eukaryota; Metazoa; Chordata; Actinopteri; Labriformes; Labridae.
AUGGCGGCCGCGAGAAAGGACCCGAAUAAGCCCAGAGGAAAGUCUUCUUCCUAUGCUUUCUUUGUUGCAACCUGCCGUGAAGAGCACAAAAAGAAACACCCAGGGACUAGUGUGAACUUCUCAGAGUUCUCAAAAAAAUGCUCUGAAAGAUGGAAGGUGAGUUGAAAAGUUUGUUGCCUUGAUUUUUAAUUUUACUGUUUUUAAUUAAAGGUAUCAAAAGUUUAAUCCAAGAAGUAAUCAUAACCUGAAAAUAACAAUGUUUCCAGUCAUUACUUGAGAGUAACCAUUUCAUUGACAAAAAAGUAGUUUCCACCACAGUAGGUCAAACAUUUUAUCAUAUAAAUGUUGUUUAAGUAACUAAGAACAACAGUGCCGUACCCCAAAUAAAGGGGAAAAACUUAAAUACGAAAUAGAAAAAUCAAAAGAGAGUAACAAAGGAUGUCAGCAUUUCUCUAGAAUAUACAUUUAAUACACAGUAACUGAAUUAAAGUAAGCAUUUUCACAUUAUCUAGACCAUGUCAAGCAAGGAAAAGCUGAAGUUUGAGGAGAUGGCCAAGACUGAUAAAAUCCGCUACGACCGUGAAAUGAAGUCCUACGUCCCUCCUAAAGGCGUCAAAGGCAAGAAGAAGAAGGACCCCAACGCACCAAAAAGGCCACCGUAAGUCUAGCUACAACGCCCUCUUUCAAAGUAGCAAGAUGUAAUCUCAAAUCAGCUCCUGCAAUAAUUUUUCUUUUCCCCCCAUAGAUCUGCAUUCUUCGUGUUCUGCUCUGAUCACCGUCCCAAGAUCAAGGAGGACAACCCUGGUAUUGCCAUUGGUGACAUUGCCAAGAAGCUUGGAGAGCUGUGGAGUAAACAAAGCGACAAGGAUAAGGCCCCGUAUGCUGCCAAGGCUGCCAAACUGAAAGAGAAAUAUGACAAGGUAUGUGUGUCUCCAUUGCAAUAGUAUUUAUUCAUUGUUUGAAUCCUGUUAGUUUUAAAGAUCUAGUAAGACAUGUUCAAGACAUUUUGAUAAUUUCAUCAUCAGGAGCUCGCCGCCUACCGUUCCAAGUCAGCCCCAGGAAAGGCUGACGCUGGCAAGAAGAGCGGUCCAGGCAGACCAGCUGGCAAGAAGGCGGAACCAAUGGACGAUGACGAUGAUGACGACGAGGACGAAGAUGAUGAUGACGAUGAUGACGACGAUGAUGAGGAUGAUGACUAA